AUGGCUUCCCAGAUUGAGGAUACUUAUGACUAUAUUGUCUGCGGAGGUGGAACUUCAGGCUGUGUGGUUGCUGGCCGCUUAGCUGAGAACCCCGAUGUCAAGAUCUUAUUGCUCGAAGCUGGACAGCACAACAAGGAUUUGGAGAAUGUUCAUAUGGCUGGCGGAUGGUCAAACAACUUCGAUGCUGAAACUGAUUGGAACCUUGUCACGCCUCCCAUGGCGGGGGUUGAUAACCGCCAAGUGAAAUUGAGUCGAGGACGAUUCCUUGGGGGAUCUAGUGGCUGCAAUGGCACGCUGUGCAUUCGCGGCAGUAAACAAGACUACGACGAUUGGGGGUUGGAGGGAUGGAGCGGCGAAGAAUUCUUCGAAGCCAUGAGAAAGUCGGAGACCUUUCACCCAAAGCCCUGGUUCAAAGCGGACAAUGAGAGCCACGGCUACUCUGGGCCUCUCCACACAGAACCGCACGACCUCGCACCUAUCUCUCAGCUGCUGCUAGACUCUUACGUCUCUCAGGGCAUGCCUCUGCACCACGACAUGUUCAGCACUGGGGAUGUCGCACAAGGAUGUGGCCAUGUGCCUCGAACAGUAUACCAAGGCCUCCGCACAACAGGUGCUGAUUUCGUCACCAACAAAAACCACCGUGGUAACAUUACCAUCAAGACUGAUACGACUGUCGACAAGAUCAUCUUCACUGAGCAGGGAAGUAAAACUCGUGCUUCGGGUGUAGCAACUCAGGCCUCGGACGGUACAUCUCGGGUUUACUACGCACGAAAAAAAAUCAUUAUCUCCGGAGGUGCAUACUGCAGCCCUGCAAUCCUGCUUCGAUCUGGCAUCGGACCAAAAGCAGAACUUGAUAAGCACAAUAUCCCCUGCACGGUCGACCUACCAGGUGUAGGAAAGAACCUGAUGGACCACCUAAUCGUCUUUAUGUUCUACGAAACCGAAAAGAAAGGCCUCACAACCGACUACCACGUCUACCACGGCACCAACUUCGACAAAACCUACGAAGAAUGGAAAAGCAAGAAAACAGGCUUCUUGUCAACCUUCCCCUUCGGCAGCUUCGCUUUCGCUAGACUGGAUGAACGCCUACAAGACGAACCGCUCUGGAAGAACGCGCCCCGCCAACCAGGCCGUGACCCAAUGGGUCUCACACCUUUACAGCCAAAUAUCGAAUUCUUCUCGACGGAAUGCUACGGCGGACCGAAACAAUACGACCAGUUCCCUGUUAAUGAUCAGCACGCAUUUUCAAUAAUAGCAGAACUAUUCGCGCCCAAAUCACGUGGAUCUGUGACGUUGAAGUCGGCAGAUGCACUGGAGAAUCCGAUAGUUGAUUGUAAUUACCUGGCUGAUCCGUUUGAUUUAUUGGUUUUGAGUGAGGCUUGUCGGUACGGGAAUGAAGUUGUUAUGAAGGGGGCUGGGACGAAGGAUGUUGUGAAAGGCUCUUGGCCGUCGAAUCUGAAGCAUCAUUCUUAUACGACGAGGGAGCAGUGGGUUCCGUAUGUGAAGGAGCAUGCUACUACUUGUUACCAUGCUGCCGGUACUUGUGCAAUGGGCAAGAAGGAUAGCCCGAUGGCUGUGCUUGAUGAGAAGCUUCGGGUUAGGGGCGUUUCUGGGCUAAGGGUUGCUGAUUGUAGCGUUAUGCCUACUUUGCAUGGUGGACACACUCAGAUGCCGGCUUAUGGUAUCGGUGAGAAGUGUGCAGACCUGAUCAAGGAGACGUGGCGCAUGGCGGGUAAUAUAUACCCUCGUAUUUGA
Molecule: messenger RNA, 1755 nt
Organism: Penicillium nucicola
Lineage: Eukaryota; Fungi; Ascomycota; Eurotiomycetes; Eurotiales; Aspergillaceae
Product: GMC family oxidoreductase
Exons: 6
Coding region: 1-1755 (584 amino acids)
Molecular function (GO): flavin adenine dinucleotide binding; oxidoreductase activity, acting on CH-OH group of donors
Source: RefSeq, a predicted model, not a curated record